AUGGAAGACUUUGGCCCCGUUCCUGAAUCUUUACUUGAUUUCUCACCUCCUCCGAACACUCCUCCUCAUUUUCUCGUACGUCAUGAAGGCCAGAGGUGGGUACGCAAGACGCUCAGGGAUCUGAACCAGCGGUCGCGCUGGCACGACCGCCCGUUCACCUGGGGCUUCACCAUCUUCCGCACCGUCUACACGCCCGAGUCGGAUGAGACGUUUCCUAGAGCUGUCGAGGAACUCAACCAGCUCGCACGCCAGUACGUCUUCGAUGACCUGCGAAGCCGCCGUGAGCCUGGCCAAGAGCCUUUCGAUCCUCGCCCCAAUGAGGAACUUGCCCGACGAUUCUACUGUGAUAUCAUACAAGAUGCCGCGUCGUUGGAUGGAGCAAGCCCUGAUGAAGUGGGCAGACGCUUUGAUGCCUGGGUCGCUGAGCAUCAUCUGCAGCCACCACAACCCGUCAUCAAAAUGGGGCGAUUUUGCGUCUGUAUCAUGCUGGACCAGCAGGGCAUCGACCACUUCCUUCAGGUAAACAGGGCCAAAAGAUCCUUUGACCGCGCCCAGUAUGAUCUUUACGUCAAGGUCGUGACUGAGUUCUCGCACGAGAAUGAAGAAGGGGAAGAUAGGCUCUGGAUGCGAGUUGGUAUUCGCGGGCAGUUGUGGUCAUUUGCUUGGGAUUGGCCUGAUAUGGAUAUUACUGAGAUGGGAGUGGAGGGCGAGACGGAGAGGAUUCGGAACUGGUAUGGUUGGCGUUGUUGA
Messenger RNA from Fusarium keratoplasticum, 750 nucleotides. RefSeq lists its product as uncharacterized. The record is from RefSeq and is a predicted model, not a curated record. The coding region runs from base 1 to 750 and encodes 249 amino acids. The transcript has a single exon. Lineage: Eukaryota; Fungi; Ascomycota; Sordariomycetes; Hypocreales; Nectriaceae.